Messenger RNA from Colletotrichum fioriniae, 7839 nucleotides. NCBI's taxonomy places the organism in Eukaryota, Fungi, Ascomycota, Sordariomycetes, Glomerellales, Glomerellaceae. The record is from RefSeq and is a predicted model, not a curated record.
AUGUCGACCUUACAAGUGUCGAGGCGUUAUCGCUCGUCGACUUCGGCGUCGUCCAGAUCGUCCAGCGCCGCCAACUCGAAAGCUCUCGAAAUCCUGCGCGGCCUCCUCGAUACACUCACGUCCAGCACGCAACGGCGAACCAACGAUGGAUAUCCCGAGUUUCCCGUGCUCAUCAAGAGCCUCCGCCAGAUUCGACAGCACAUUGCCGCAACCGAACCCCCGAGCCCGCCCCAAGACGAUUUUAGGCACCUACACGGGUUUAACAGGCUCCUUGACGUGCUGAGAUCCUACUCGGGCUUUUACAACCCCCAAUGCCGGACCAAAGAAGAGAAAGAAGGUCUAUUCGGAUUGCUGGAAGCCGUCUUGGACGUCUUUGCCGCUGCCUUUUUGGAUCAUCCAGGGAACAAGCGAUACUUUCGCCACAGGGUGGAAGGAGGCGGAUGGGAGGCUCUCGAGCAGACCAUUGCCAGCGUUGGCCUUGGCGGAAGCGACUCUGAUCUGUGGACCAAUUGUCAGAUGUUUGGGAAACUGCUGGCAUUCUCGCUCGGGGACAAGACUAUGGAUGCCAUUUGCCAGUCGGUUGCAACAAGUGCAGAGCCGAAGGACGAAGAUGCCAAGAAGACGACAAAUCCCGAGGAGCCUCCCGAAGAUGAUACUCAGCAACAAGAAGCGCAGCCAGUCUCAGAACAAAAGGAUAUAAUACAGGAGGUGCGCGAUGCCAUGCAGAAACGGGCUGUCUUCAAAAACCCCGAAAUUCUGCGUGCUGUCGUAGGCUUCUGGGAGUCCAUCCCGCGAGCGCAGGACAUGCCGGCCAACUCUUGCUCAAUGGUCGUCUUGGAGAUCAUGUCAAGCGCAGUUUCCGUCUCGAUGUUCAACCUCGCAGCUCUCCACGCAACCGGAGUAUUGUCACGCUUCCUCCGCGUGCUGUUCAGCCCCGUCGCCAAACUCGACCAAGCAGAGAAGGACAAGCUCCUCAUCAUGUGCAAAAAGCUCAUGUACCUGGGAUUCAACCAGCCCGCCGACACCCAAUUCUUACUGACGAGCACAUUGCCGGAAGCCUCAGAAUUCUGUUUGGAGAUGACUUCGACGUACAGCGGCCCUCCAUUCUUUCAAUUCGACCUCUCCUUACAUGGUCACUCGUCCAUCGAAUUACCCACCCUCGGCCGGUCUUUUCCUCCCAGCUCGUCGCCAGGCUACACCUUUACGGCAUGGAUUCGUGUAGACCGUUUCGACCCCAACUCACAUACGACCCUCUUUGGCGUCUUUGAUGCUAGUCAGACAUGCUUUCUCCUCAUGUACCUUGAGCGAGAUACACGCAACUUCAUCUUGCAGACCUCAGUCACUUCCAGCCGGCCAAGCGUGAGGUUCAAAGGGAUGUCAUUCAAGGACAAGCAAUGGUACCACAUUGCCCUUGUUCACAGACGACCCAAAACAAUGACUGCCAGCAAGGCCUCACUAUACGUGAAUGGGGAGUUCGUUGAGCAGAUCAAGUGUGCAUACCCUUCGCCGCCACCUCUCGCCAAUGCUAGUACCGAAAGCUUCGCAUCUUUUGCUUCGACAAAUGCAAAGCAACAUCCUGUUCAGGCAUUCUUAGGAACUCCAAGAGAUCUUUCCAGCCAACUUGGCUCCGGACUGGUCUUCUCGAAGUGGUCGCUGGCUUCAGCACAUCUUUUUGAAGACGCGCUGAGCGAUGACUUCCUAGCCGUUCACUACGGUCUCUCCCCCAAAUACCAGGGCAACUUCCAAGAUAGCCUAGGCGGGUUUCAGACUUAUGAGGCCUCGGCCAGCCUAGGGCUACGAAACGAGGUCUUCCAUCCUGGAAGGGAUGAGAGUUCUGAUAUCAUAAGAGCCAUCAGGGACAAGGCUGGCAGCCUUCUCCCAGAAAGCAAAAUUCUUCUCAGCAUACUUCCGACAGGUGUCUUCAGAGAGGAUGGCGUUUAUCAAGAUACUCAACUUUACCGUGCACUACCUCGACCUGCAGCGACGAAUCUCAUCCAAAUGACCCAUAGAAGCGGUUCAGCCAUUGCGAUCAACGCUGCUCUGCCAUGCCUUCUGGAUGCAUUGGCGCGAUCCCAAGGAGUGGCUGUUCUAUCUGGCAAUCCAGUGGUGGUAAUGCCCUCCUAUUUCGACGACAACUUCUGGCGCCUUGCAGGCUUCACCCCUUUGGCUCUGAAGAUUGUUGAAAGGGCGACUUCAGUAGAAGAAACAGUCCGAGCAGUCGAGAUGACGUUUUUGUGCAUCAGAAAGAGCUGGAGAAACAGCGAGGCAAUGGAGCGUGAUAAUGGCUACGCUAUCCUCGGCAUGCUCCUCAGAGCCAAACUAGGCUACACUGUCAACUUGGGUGUUGACAGCGCCAAUCUACGCCUACCGAUUUCAAGUGAAGAACGGGACAGAUUGAGUUUCCAGCUUUUGAGCCUUGUCCUCGAAUUUGUGGGCUAUAACCAUGCAGAACCUUUGGAGUCCUUCAUUGUCAAUCCUCUGGCGUACCGUAUCCUGCUUAUCGAUUUCGAUACUUGGAGACGAUCAGCUUCCAUUACCCAGGAGCUAUACUACAAGCAAUUCGUGACAUUCUCAGUGAAGAGCAAGUAUCAUCAAUUUAAUAGCAGAAGAUUAAUGCGCAUGAGUGGGUCGACCCUUAGAUCAAAGUCAUCGGCACUGCUGACAAGCGACAUGAAAGGAAUCGUCAAACGGCUGCUCGACGCGAUGAAAGCAGAAUCGAUAUCCGAGGAGGUGCAGCCACACUUCAUGGCUGCUUUGGAGCAACUGGUCAAAUGCAACUACACAGCAGAGGUGCACAGGUCACUAGCUUUGUUCAUCACAUAUGCCUUCCACUCACCAACAGCCUCUCUGAUAAGGUCGCCGAGACCUGUGUCUACCACAACCCGAACUCCUACGACCGGAUAUGCCAGACGGGCAACCUUCGACUCCAAUAGCUCAUCGAAUACGUCCCCCUCCCGGUUCCUGACAAAGAAACAACUCGGUGCCAAGAUUCUGGGAAUGUACUCGAACCUGCUCUGCGAAAAGGGCAACCUGGCCAACAUCCGCAAGUUUGCAAGGACAGUGACGAACAAGGUGAGACCACCGUUUGGAGAAAAGGAAAAACAGUUAUAUUUAUUGAGUAUGGACCAGUGGCUGCUAUAUCUCUUGGCCAACGACGACCCCGAAACGGUAGUAUAUGGCAGCAAGAUCCUGGCCAGACUCCUCAUCACGCACGGCUCCACGUAUACGGCCAAGUUCUCCGGUAAGACUGGUGGCUUCACCAUCAUGGCACAUCGACUUAAACGCUGGUGGCACAUUCCCUCUUUGUGGCCAAUCUGCUUCAGCAUCUUAUUCGGACUUGACGUGGCCAACGUCGACUUGGAGCGCACCUUUGAGUUUUCAAGCUUAUUUGAAACCUUUGGAAGAGCUCGCGUUCUCUACCCUGAAUGUCUCCAAGUCAUAACUUCAAUGCUACAACAUGGCUUGAAGGAUGUCAUGAAGCAUCAGGAGGACCCAAAUUCCCCUCAAAAGUCACAUCACCUCCAGGCAAGCGGAUUCGAAGGCUUAGAAACCCGGCCACGGGCCAAAUCCAUGGAGACCAGGGGCCUCGAUGCGAGAAAGAAUGGCCCGCGUGACAGCGAGCGGAUAUCAAAUCACGCGCCCAUGCUGCUAACGGUUAUCCGAUUCCUGGCAGACUUGCAUUCUCGGUCAGCCGACUUCAAGGACUUUGCAUUGACGUCCGAGUAUGUGAGGUAUCUCUUGUGGGCGUGUUAUCCCAUCAUCGUUAGCACCGAUGCCGUCACGCCGGAUACGGAGCUCAACUCUCGAGAUUCAGCCCUGACAUUCGAGGGCGGGGAUGUGAUGAUUCGCCCACUGGCCGGCUCUCAGCCUGGCCCCAUCGUGCGGACGACGAGCACAGACGCAGUUGCUGCUUUGGCAGGGAACCCUCGUGGAACACCACUACGGAAAGCAUCUGGUUUUGUUCUGCUCACCAACCAAACAUCACCUCAAGCCCCAAGCCCGGUCCGGUUUGCACCUGUCAUGUCACCGAAGAAGAAGGUCGCCUCUCAACAGUCAAGCAGCGCCACGCUCGACAGCAUGGUGGAUCUAGUCAUCAGUGUCUUUAUAGAACAAGUCUUUACGCGCAAGGAGUUCCCGGGAUUUAGUCUUUUCCUCAAAAUUCCGCCAGGCUUCCAGGAGCACCAAGCCUAUUUCGAGUCUUUUGUUCUUAGGAAGACACUUCAACAACUUGGAAGCCAUGUCCAAGCGAAUCAGAAGGUUCUUAGUGAGCCUAAGAUUCUUACCAAUAUGGGGAGACUUGCGGCACACAUCACCGAUACCAUUUUUGAGGGCUGGUUUAUUAACGGUACUGAGCCCAUGCUAGAGUUCGCUGGCAUGGUGCUGGAGUACCUUCAACGGCCCGAAGUUUCGACGCUGAAGAGCGUUCGCUUGUGCAGUCAAGCCGUUGGAACCAUCCGUCAAUCAUUCUUGAAGCUUCUUCUCUUGCGGUUUUCAGAACUGGACAACCCAGACACGCCGGAUGCCAGCGCAAAGGAAUUCAUGAGUAAUAUUCUCUACUGGCAAGCCCCGAUCCUGGGCUGCCUUGCGAAUGAGGAGGAGUACAUGAAGCUUUUCUGGUAUCAAUUGUACUCGAAGCUCGUGGAUCCCCGAACAUCCAUCAGAUCUGCCGCCGCUACAAUCAUGCGCAUCAUGCUUGUCCAGAAACCCCAUGAAUCCAAGGUGCUAUUCAGACAAUGUGUAGCACCAGACCAGCAGCACUUGACGAAAGAUUUCGUUGUUAAGCUCACCGAAAUUGACGACGAGGCUUUUAUCGAAUGGGUGGAUCAACACCGUGCAUCACUUGAUGCAUUCUUUUUUGGUGGCAUAUCAAAGAUCUGGGAGGAGUUCGUCGUCGUCGAAAACCAGCGAACGGUUGAUUCGGCUAAGUUCCGAUUAGCGAAGCGCAGAGAUCGACUUAAAGGAUGGCAGACGGAGGCACUUACCGUGGAUAAUAUCCUCCUCCGUCACGACAUGGCGAACGGGGCCUGGAUGAAGAGCAUCUUUACUAGCGAGCACUUCAAGCAUCAACGUCUGACACAAGACCAGCAGGAUGAUAUGGCAUUCCUCGGUGCAGCAUUUGUCAAGAUGGAUAACGAUCUGCGACGCCCAGGUGCUGUAUUCAGUGAGCAUGCUCAGCUUAAGUGGAAGCUUGAUCGAACGGAAGGACGUAAUCGGAUGCGUCUGAGGCUUCUGCCCGACUACUCCAAGAAGCAUUCGAACUACCAACCGAAGAGAAGAGCAGGAGAACCCUCCACUCCUUCAGCCCUGAAGGUAAACACUGCUAUGGCUCCUGUGCAGAUUGCACCAUCACCUAUAAAAUCAGCUACACCGGCGUCAUCACGUGUACAGCCUAUCCCGAGCCUUGAUGGCGCAGAAAACCCCGAUACCCCGCCAGAUGUUGACCAGGACGCGGAGGUAAACGAGUCCGGCGUGGGUGCUGAAGAAGAUUUCGAGCUUGUUGACGAUCCAAACGACGCCAACGAAGGAGAUGACGGCUUCGAGGACAAGAACCGCAAGGUUAUGCGGCGUCUUGAACAAGGAGACCAGGUCCAAGCCGUGUACAACAUCUCGCGCAUCGUCGGCCUUGAGGGAUGUGAGGGUAUCCUUAUCAUUGGCAAGGAUGCCUUGUAUAUCAUGGACAACGUGUUUCAGUGUGCAUCUGGCGAGAUUGUCAAUGCCUGGCAAGCUCCUCCAGAGGAGCGAGACCCCUUCUCGGAGAUCAUUACGGACGCCAAAACGACAGAGCAACGCCAGAGUUCAAGCCGAAGUGAACAAGAAUCCCGCAGCUGGAGAUGGCACGAUGUGAUCAGUAUCUCCAAGAGAAGAUUCCUGUUCCGGGAUGUCGCUAUCGAGGUCUUCUUCACAGAUGGACGCAGCUACUUACUGACGUCCAUGAACCCGAUUCUGAGAGACGAGGUCUUUGGCAAGCUGAUGAACAAGGCUCCGCACACAAACUCCGCCAGUUCACUUCCCAACCCUGAGGAUGCCUGGCGCCUUGAAGCGUUGAAGGUCUCCGAGGAAAUGCCUCAAGGCUUUGGUUCGAAGUUUGGAAGCAUCUUCAACUCCACGCCCUGGAACCCCGCCAUGAAGAAGUGGCAGAAGGGAGAGAUGUCCAACUUCCACUACCUCAUGCUGGUCAACACGAUGGCAGGACGUACGUUCAACGACUUGACCCAGUACCCAGUCUUCCCUUGGGUCCUCGCAGAUUAUACGAGCGAGGAGCUCAAUCUGAACGAUCCGGCAACCUUCCGAGACCUCUCAAAGCCGAUGGGUGCCCAGACGGCUGGCCGUGUUUCCGGGUUCAGGGAGUCGUACGAUGCACUGGCAGAGAUAGGCGAAACUCCGUUUCACUACGGCACCCACUACUCUUCAGCCAUGAUUGUGUCGUCAUAUCUCAUUCGCCUUCCGCCCUUCGUUCAGUCUUACAUCCUCCUUCAAGGUGGAUCGUUUGACCACGCCGACCGUCUGUUCCAGUCAAUUCCUCAUGCGUGGAAGUCUGCCUCGUGCGACAACAAGGCCGAUGUCAGAGAGCUGAUUCCGGAGUUCUUCUGUCUCCCAGAAUUCCUGACAAACAUUAAUCAGUAUAACUUUGGCAAUCGUGAAAGCACAGGAGCAAAGGUCAAUAAUGUUGUCCUGCCUCCCUGGGCCAAGGGUGACCCUAAGAUAUUCAUUGCCAAGCACCGCGAAGCACUUGAAAGUCCCUACGUCAGCCAGCACCUGCACAACUGGAUCGACCUCAUAUUUGGGUAUAAGCAGAGAGGGGAUGCAGCUGUAGACAACCUUAAUGUUUUCCAUCAUCUCUCGUACCGUGGAGCUACGGACCUGGACAAUAUCAGCGAUCCUCAGGAAAGGCGCAUUACUGCUGGCGUCAUCCACAACUUUGGUCAGACUCCGCACCAGGUGUUCACUCGGUCUCAUCCUGGUCGCGAGCACUUUUCUUGCCCGAUACGGCGAUUGGAUACCUCGGUUUAUGCCUUGACUAGGCUAUCCCACCCCUUGCUCGACCGCCUCAUAUGCGCCUCACCUUUCCGCCUGAAUGUUGCUCCGUACGACAAGUUCCUCGAAUGGGGCUAUGCCGAUAACAGUGUCCGCUUCUUUUUCAGCGACAACCGGAAGUUAUCUUGCGCCAUCUUUGCAGAUUCCAAGACGCUCAUCACAGCGGGAGAGGACUGCGUCAUCUCCGUAUACGCUGUGCAGACAGCGCCUGGGAAAGUAGUCGAUCUUUUGCCUCGGUCAUCACUCUUUGGUCACCGGGCUCCAGUGACAAGCAUAGCCGUGUCCAAAUCCUUCAGCACGUUUGUGUCAGCGUCGACGGAUGGCCAGGCUUUCCUCUGGGAUAUCAAUCGUCUAGAGUUCAUCCGCAAGUUGCCUCUCUCGCGGCCCGUGGAGUGCGCCCGCAUCAAUGACGUCUCUGGCGAGAUCAUGCUCGGAUCCGGCCCCAACGUCAUCUUAUACACCAUCAACGGCACAGUCCUCAUCGACCAGAACGUGUGCGCUGAACCAGACGACUACGUUCACUCAUGUGCCUUUUACGAAAGCGCUGGCGACGAGUGGGUUGAGAAUUGCCUGAUCUUCACCGGCCACAAGAGAGGUCGUGUGAACGUUUGGAAGAAGUGCGUCAAGAACGGGAAGUGGGUAUUAGAGCUGCUCCGCCGCUUGGACCAUACCGAUCCACGAUCAGAAGUGGGAGCCAAUUACGACGCAGGCAUUACUUGCAUCACGCCCAUGCCACAAUGCGUCUACACAGGAGAUGAUGAUGGGCGAGUGUACGAGUGGAACCUUGUCCAGCGAGACAGAUAG